AUGGGAGGGGAUGUGGCAAGCACAGGGGAGGACCAAGAGCAACAGCAGGAAGAUCACAGAGCUAAGAGGUCUCACCACUGCCCACAUUGUGAGGAGAUUUUUCCAGUUAUAUCAAAGCUAAAAAAACACCAAAAAAUACAUACAGGAGAGACUCUGUAUUCCUGCACUGACUGUGGGAAGAGAUUCACAACACCAGCUCCGCUAAAAGUUCAUCAGAGAACACACAAAGGAGAGAAGCCUUACUCCUGCUCUGACUGUGGAAAGAGUUUCUCUCAACUGCGUCACCUAAAACAACAUGAACGUAUACACACAGGAGAGAAGCCUUACUCCUGCUCUGACUGUGGGGCGAAUUUCUCUCAACUGGGCCACUUAAAACGUCAUCAAGGUAUACAUAAAGGAGAGAAGCCUUACUCCUGCUCUGACUGUAGAAAGAGUUUCUCCCUCUCGAGCUACCUAAAACAACAUGAACGUAUACACAGAGGAGAGAAGCCUUACUUUUGCUCUGACUGUGGAAAAUGCUUCAUAACAUCAAUUGUUCUAAAAGUUCACCGGAGAACACACACUGGAGAAAGGCCUUACUUCUGCUCUGACUGUGGAAAAGGCUUCACAACAUCAUUUGAGCUAAAAGUUCACCAGAGAACACACACAGGAGAGAAGCCUUACUCUUGCUCUGACUGUGGAAAAGGCUUCACAACAUCAUCUGAGCUAAAAGUUCAUCAGAGAACACACACAGGAGAGAAGCCUUACUCCUGCUCUGACUGUGGAAAAUGCUUCACAGCAUCAGGUCAGCUAAAAGUUCAUCAGAGAACACACACAGGAGAGAAGCCUUACUCCUGCUCUGACUGUGGAAAGAGUUUCUCUCAACUGCAUCACCUAAAACAACAUGAACGUAUACACACAGGAGAGAAGCCUUACUCCUGCUCUGACUGUGGGGCGAAUUUCUCUCAACUGGUCCACUUAAAAAGUCACCAAGCUAUACAUAAAGGAGAGAAGCCUUACUCCUGCUCUGACUGUAGGAAGAGCUUCUCUCAACUGGGCUACUUAAAACGUCACCAAGGUAUACAUAAAGGAGAGAAGCCUUACUCCUGCUCUGACUGUAGAAAGAGUUUCUCCCUCUCGAGCUACCUAAAACAACAUGAACGCAUACACAGAGGAGAGAAGCCUUACUUUUGCUCUGACUGUGGAAAGAGUUUCUCUCAAUCGAGCCACCUAAAACAACAUGAACGUAUACACACAGGAGAGAAGCCUUACUCCUGCUCUGACUGUGGAAAAUGCUUCACACAAUCAUCUGAGCUAAAAGUUCACCAGAGAACACACACAGGAGAGAAGCCUUACUUCUGCUCUGACUGUGGGGCGAGUUUCUCUCAAUCGGGCCACCUAAAACAACAUGAACGUAUACAUACAGGAGAGAAGCCUUACUCUUGCUCUGACUGUAGGAAGAGUUUCUCUCAAAUGGGCCAGUUAAAAAGACACCAAGGUAUACAUAAUGGACAGUAGCCUUACUCCUGCUCUGACUGUGGAAAAUGUUUUAAAUCAUCAACUGAGCUAAACGGUCAUCGGUCAUUCGUUACCUCUUUCAUGCCCUGCCUCCAGUCCACUUACCGAUAUCUGAACAAGAGAGCCUCAUCAAA
Salvelinus namaycush (lake trout) is the source of this 1631-nucleotide messenger RNA. RefSeq names its product zinc finger protein 470-like. Gene Ontology annotation, cellular component: nucleus. The coding region runs from base 1 to 1497 and encodes 498 amino acids. The record is from RefSeq and is a predicted model, not a curated record. Lineage: Eukaryota; Metazoa; Chordata; Actinopteri; Salmoniformes; Salmonidae. The transcript is spliced from 3 exons.